CGGAUAGGCGUGCGUCGGCUUUGCGAAUGAGCCAAGAACCACAGCGCAGUCGGUACAGCACAACAAACGUAACGCUCCGCUAGUUCCCUCUGGUCAGUGAGUUGCGUCGUUAAGCCGCGAUAAAGAAGAGGAAGUUAAAAAUCAAAACAAAAGAACGUGCGCAGUUAGUAGCAGUGGAACGUCAAAGUCAAGUUUAAGUGCCCCGACACAAAAACGCUUUUGUAACUGAUUUUGAUUAUAGUAAAAGUCUUUAAAAUCCGAUCUGUCAAUUGCCUGUCAUUUCUUUGGCGGUCAUUUACAACUGGAUUUAGUCGACAUACAGUGCAACAUUUACUCGUAUCAGUUCUACGUCGUCACUCACCGAUGUCCUGCACGAAUUGAUUUUGUUACUGUCAAACUUUUGUCCGUAUUAUUUCCGAAGAAAGACUAAACACUAUGUGGAGACCCUUUGAGCCUGGAAGCUCACCGGUAGACUGGUGUGAAGGGAACUACAGCAUAUCUCCGAGUAUUGCUGAAUUUAUGAAUACAUUUAGCAAUGUGGUGUUUCUACUGCUGCCUCCGGUUCUGAUGCAUCUCUUUAGAGAUUACGGGAGAUUCGUCAAUCCUGGAAUUCAUAUCAUCUGGUUUCUCUUGAUGAUCGUCGGCGCCAGUAGUGCAUAUUUUCACGCAACAUUAUCUCUCAUAGGGCAACUGUUGGACGAACUUGCAAUAUUAUGGGUAUACAUGGCUGGAUUCUGCAUGUUUUUUCCAAGGAGAUAUUUUCCUAACGUAUUCAAAAAUAAUAGAAAGAAAUUCUCAAUAUUUGCAAUAUUGUCGACGGUAAUCGCCACAGGUUUGGCCGUUGUACAUCCGUUUGUAAAUGCAUUCGCACUAAUGACUCUCUGCAUUCCUGCUUUUGGGUUUAUGGUCAUUGAAUUGAAGAGGACGAAAUCUGUUAGAGUUUAUCGUCUCGGUGUUCGAUGUGGUGCUAUUUGGAUUUUGGCAGUAACCUGUUGGCUCAACGAUCGAUUAUUCUGUGAUACUUGGCUGAACUUGAAUUUUCCUUAUCUUCAUGCGCUCUGGCAUUUGUUUAUUUUUAUUGCAAGUUACACAGCCGCUGUAUUGUUUGCUUACUUUUCUGUGACGGAAGAGAAACCUCAUCAAUCUCCGAUAUUAAAAUAUUGGCCCAGGAAUGAUUUUGAAUUGGGAAUACCUUAUGUCACUAUAAGAAGUUACAUCAAGGUAGACAGUAAUACCAAUAUAUAAUGCAAUCAAUCGACGAUAUAUUAUUUAAAACUUGCUUUCUAUUACUCUAAUAGACCGAUACUAUCAGUAUUCAAUUGUCUUGUUAAAAUUUAUUUUAUAAGAAAUUCAGUAACAGCUAGAGUUGUUUAAUCGUCGUCAUUUGAAAUAUGUUAAUUCAGUCCAUAAGUUUCACUUGGUUAAUGUAUGCAAAGAUGCUACAUGUUUGACACGGUUAUGUUACUAAAAUAUCCUCACGAGUUUCA
Molecule: messenger RNA, 1487 nt
Organism: Neodiprion virginianus
Lineage: Eukaryota; Metazoa; Arthropoda; Insecta; Hymenoptera; Diprionidae
Gene: bwa
Product: alkaline ceramidase
Exons: 4
Coding region: 436-1245 (269 amino acids)
Biological process (GO): ceramide metabolic process
Cellular component (GO): membrane
Molecular function (GO): hydrolase activity, acting on carbon-nitrogen (but not peptide) bonds, in linear amides
Source: RefSeq, a predicted model, not a curated record